UGCUGUCUGCUGAAGUGCGAUCCAAUUUUUUCCGAAAUAAUACCUAUUGUAUUGUGGUUGUCAAUAAAGAAUUUAUUUUUAUUUUUGUCAUUAUAUUGUUUAGGUUAAUCUUUUUAGUGAACGUAUAAUUAUAUUUAUUCGAAUGAAGUCAGCUGACGAACAUAAACAAAGGGUAUAUGUCAACAUUGAAGUGCUGAGACUCCAAGAAAGUGCCUGUGAUUUAGUUUUAAGCAUAAUGGAUAUUGAUGGUUCAGCCGGGGCUGGAGAGGUGAGUCAGACUCAAGGAGAAAUUGACCAGAACCUCCUCCUACAGUUCAGCUGUAUGAACACAACUGAUAGAGAAGAGCUCAUAGGUCAAAUGCAAAGACUUUUGGGCCCCAGUUUAAAUUACAAUACAGCUAGUUUUUUUUUGGACAUGAGUAAUUGGAAUUUGCAGGCAGCAAUAUGUUGUUAUUUAGAUUAUAGUUUACCACCCAAGCUUCCAUCUAUGGCACUGAAAGCAGCUCAAACACAAGAAUCUGCUGUAGGACCUGCUACUCAUUUUGAACAAAAUUGGAGUAUUGCCAACACAGGAACAGAAGCAUGGCCGGGGAGUUGUAGGUUAAUACAAGCUGGUGGUGAGCCAUUAGGAGCCACACCAGUGUAUGUGCCACCCUUGCCUCCAGGACAUUCCACAACUGUUUCAAUGAAGUUAUUAGCACCCAGUGUUGCUGGAGUGCAUAGAGGCUACUUCCAUUUAGUUACUGAUAAAGGAGAGCAAAUAGGAGAUACUUUAUGGGUAGAAAUAACAGUUGAGUCUGAAGUAACUGUAGCUCUUACAGAGCAACUAGCCGCCUUACCAGUACCUAGUAGUAGAUUGGAUGAAUCAGUAUCUCAGGUGCCAUCACAAGAUGACCAAAUGUGUUGAUUAGAAUUUACUUUUAUAAUUUUUAUUUACAAAUUGUCACAAUUAUUAUUAUCUUCAGACAACUUAUCAUUUACUAAUAAUUUAUUUACAAUCGAUGAAAAAAAAUCACAUUUUUUGUAUCAAUACUAUAAUUAUUUAUGACAUCAAAAUGCAAUCAAACCCAUGUUAAAGUUAAAUAAGACUUAAAACAACAAUGAAAGUAAAUGUACAAACUAUAAGCCCUAUGAAGUACUUUAAAAAUAUUUUAAGAUGUAAAUUAUGAAUUUGUUAUUGUUGAAAUGUUUGCAAUUGUAUAUGGAAAACGAUUUUAUUAGCAUCACUUAGUUAUAGGUAUGAAUUUGCCAUUAAUUUAAUAAUUAUGGGGGUUUUGAUUUGUAGUACCACAUACUUUAUAUAAAAUAUUUUUAGUUUUAAUUUAAAUAAAACUUUUGCUAGUAAUGUGGUGUUUUCUUUAGCCAUACUACUUUGGCUAUGCAUUGGUGACAGGUAACCCUUACAAAUCUAGAGACUAUUCUAUCUAUUGGUGAGUAAGAGACCAAUAGAUAGAAUAAGUACAAAAAUAAAAUCUCUUCAGCAUUUUUGAGAUAAGUGCUUAU
Maniola jurtina (meadow brown) is the source of this 1503-nucleotide messenger RNA. Its product is annotated as protein ILRUN. The transcript has 5 exons. Gene Ontology annotation, molecular function: protein binding. NCBI's taxonomy places the organism in Eukaryota, Metazoa, Arthropoda, Insecta, Lepidoptera, Nymphalidae. The record is from RefSeq and is a predicted model, not a curated record. Bases 143 to 907 code for a protein of 254 amino acids.